Molecule: messenger RNA, 855 nt
Organism: Arctia plantaginis
Lineage: Eukaryota; Metazoa; Arthropoda; Insecta; Lepidoptera; Erebidae
Source: the annotation of a GenBank genome assembly
AUGUUCAGGACUUACAACGGUAGCCUAACUCCAGCCUGCAUUAGGCACUACUACCGCAUGUUCAUCAGCCGGAUAGUUCCACCAAGAAAUUACUACUACUACCACGAGACAUUGUCUCCUGACCAGCUUGACAAUAGUGACACUGCAAAUGCCAAUGAACCAGUAGAUGUCCAAUUCAGAAUAGUGGGAGGAAACCAGGUGUCUAUCAAAGAAGUUCCCUAUCAGGUGUUGUACGGUUUAUAUUGCGGAGGUACUAUUAUAGCUCCUGAAUGGGUUAUAACUGCAGCACAUUGUAAGAAUAAAGAACAGUACGUCUUAGCAGGCUCCACUCAAAGAAGUCAGACCACUAAGUAUCAAAUUUGUGCACACUUCAUUCACCCGUUGUGGAACACGACGAAGCUUCAUAGUCACGACUUUGAUUACCAACUGAUACUGUUAGAAACCCCCAUACCAGUGACACCUAACUCUAGGCCCAUUGCUAUUGGGAAUCUUCAGGAUAUACAUGAAGGGGCCGUGGUGGCUGUAAGCGGAUGGGGUCACACAAAAUAUAAGCAACGAGGUAUGGAAGACAUUGUUCGUCGAGUUAAGAUCCCCAUCAUGUCUCAUGACCAAUGCAGGUCAAUGCCUUUAGAAAAUUACAAGACUGUCACAGAUAGGAUGUUCUGUGCCGGUCUAAUUAACGGGACCAAAGACUCUUGUCAGGGAGAUUCCGGAGGUCCAGCAGUAUCCAACGGCAAAUUAGUCGGUCUGGUGUCAUUUGGAGUGGAAUGUGCAAUGAAGGAACAACCCGGGGUAUACAGCAACAUUCCUCUGGUGAGAGGCUGGAUCCGAGCUGUCACCGGGCUUCCUCUUUGA